Molecule: messenger RNA, 2167 nt
Organism: Nannospalax galili (Upper Galilee mountains blind mole rat)
Lineage: Eukaryota; Metazoa; Chordata; Mammalia; Rodentia; Spalacidae
Gene: Mrps5
Product: mitochondrial ribosomal protein S5
Exons: 12
Coding region: 73-1392 (439 amino acids)
Biological process (GO): translation
Cellular component (GO): ribosome
Molecular function (GO): structural constituent of ribosome; RNA binding
Source: RefSeq, a predicted model, not a curated record
CUUUGCGUUGAUGUCAGAUGUCUGACGAGACGCGGUCGCGGCUGGCAGUGGGGAAGACGUCCUAGAGAGAGUAUGCGGCGCCGCUCCGGCUCCAUCAUGGCGGCGGCCGUGCGCGCUGUGGGCUGUCUCCCAACCCUGUGCGGCGCCCAGGCAGGUCAUUUCCUAUGCAGGCAGUUCUCCCUAACCACCUUUCCAGCAGCAGCUUCCUUUUCAACAGUAAAGCUUGCUUUCAGCAAUGGUGCUUUGUCACCCAAGGAAGCAAGACACAGCCACCACCUUGGCAUUUUGAGCCAUGCGCUACAGACACAGUGCCGCAUUUCUUCUUCCAGUGUCUUGCUGGGCCAGCAGUACAGACCCUAUAGCUUCUUCACUAAAUUGACAGCAGAAGAACUCUGGAAAGGCGCUUUAGGAGAGACUGGUGCUGGGGCAAGAAAAGGAAGAGGCAAAAGAACAAAGAAAAAGAGAAGAAAGGAUUUGAACAGGGGUCAGCUCAUUGGUGAAGGGCGUUCUGGUUUCCUGUGGCCUGGCUUGAAUAUCCCUGUUAUGAAAAGUGGAGUGGUACAGACAAUUGCCCAGAGAAACAAGGAAGAGCAGAAGAGGGUGGAGGCUGACAUGGUCCAGCAGAGAGAAGAGUGGGACCGGAAGAGGAAGAUAAAAGUUAAACGGGAGCGUGGAUGGAGCGGAAAUACAUGGGGCGGUGUCAGUAUUGGCCCCCCUGACCCGGGCCCCAACGGAGAAACAUACAACGAUUUUGAUACCAGAGUAAUUGAGGUGCGAAAUGUUUUCAAUAUGACAGCAAAAGAGGGAAGAAGGAAAUCGGUCCGUGUCCUGGUUGUUGUGGGGAAUGGAAAUGGGGCUGCAGGUUUUGCUAUUGGAAAAGCCGCUGACCGGGCAGCUGCUUUCAGGAAGGCAAAGAACAGAGCAAUUCAUUAUUUGCAUUAUAUAGAGCUGUAUGAAGGCCAUACAAUAUUCCAUGAUAUUUCACUAAGAUAUAAGAGGACACAAAUCGCGAUGAAGAAACAACCCAGAGGUUAUGGCCUCCGCUGCCACAGGGCUAUCAUCACCAUCUGCCGGCUCAUUGGCAUCAAGGACAUGUAUGCCAGGGUUUCUGGGUCCAUGAACUUGAUCAACCUCACCCAGGGCCUCUUCCAAGGACUUGCCCGCCAGGAAACCCAUCAACAGCUGGCUAACAAGAAGGGUCUCCAUGUGGUGGAAUUCCGGGAGGAAUGUGGCCCUCUGCCCAUUGUGGUCGCCUCUCCCCAGGGUACCUUGAGCAAGGAACCAGAACCUGAACCCGAAGUUCCAGACAUCAAACUGGACUGGCAAGAAGUGAAAGCCAUGCAGGGAAUGAAGCGCUCUGUGUGGGCAGGUUUAAAGAGAACACACACCUGACCACUGACUGACGUGGUCCAGCCAGUGCUUGGUGCUGCUCAGCACUUGGGAGAGACUCUGCCCCUCACACGUGACCUCUCUCUCUCUCUCUCCCUCUGACCUUCUUUGUUUGCAAAUAAAUAAUUAUAGCAUUGAUUUAUUGAGCACAUGGUAUAUACCAGUCAAUGUGAUAGGAAUUUUGUUUAUGCACAUAGAAACACAGUUAGUACUUUAUGCAUUUAAACUAUUGAAAAUAAGUGACUAGGGAGACAGAACUAGACCCAAUUGAUCAUAUGUACAGAAAUCAUUGCUGUAAUAAUUAUAGGUAAUUAUUAUAGAAUAUACUGAUUCAUCCCCAAAUGAGUGUUUUCUGCUUCAUUUUACAAAGCUGAGUACCUUGACUGCAUUGAGGGACUACAGACUGUUUUCCACAGCAGCUGAACCAGUUUACGUUCCAACAAGCACUGUGCCAGGGUCUCUCCACCCUCGCCUGCAUUACUCUGUCUUUAGGCAAUCAUCAUCCUAGAGUGAAUGAAGUGGGCCUCAUUGUGGUCUUCACUUGAGACCACAUGACCACAUUAGCCCUCAUGACUAAUGAUGUUGACCAUCUUUUCAUGUGCUUAUGGGCUGUUCAUAUGUGUUUUGGGAGAAAUGUCUAUUCAGAUCCUUUGUGUAUUUAAAAAAUUGGAUUAUUUGUGUUUUUAUUAUAGAAUUGUAAUUGUUCUUUAUGUAUUCUAUAUCUAAGUCCCCUAUCAGAUGUGCGAUUUACAAAAAAUUUCUCAUUCUGUGGAAUAUA